AUGUUUACCUUCCAGUUACAUACUGUCAAAUCGAUUUCCCAAAUAUUGUGUAGAGUGAACAAAUGGCGAUUGACGUUGCCUUUGGUAGAAAUGUUAAGAAAGAAGCCACUGGUUAUCAUUCUGGGUUGUACCGGAACCGGUAAAAGUGAUUUAGGCAUUGCAGUGGCAAAGAACUUCAAUGGUGAAGUAAUCAGCGCUGAUUCGAUGCAAAUUUAUAAGGGCUUGGAUAUUGCUACGAACAAAGUAUCAAAGGAAGACAUGGACGACGUGACGCACCAUAUGAUGAGCUUUGUCGAGCCUUCCACUUCCACAUAUAAUGUACACCAAUUCACUAACAGAGUGCUGUCUUUACUGGAAGAUCUUUGGAGUGCUGGAAAGCUACCUGUUAUUGUUGGCGGUACGGGAUACUAUAUCGAAGGAAUUUUGUUUAAAGAUAGUUUGAUACCAACAAACACAUUCGAUGCUAAGAAUAACUUCGAGGAUCUCUCAAAUGAUGAAGUUUACGAAUUAUUGAAACAUGUUGAUUUAGAAUCUGCCAUGCAAAUGCAUAAGAACAAUCGUUUUCGCGUUGUUCGUGCUUUACAAAUUUAUUAUGCAACGGGACAGCGUAAAAGUGAAUAUUUGGAAGAACAGCGUCGAAGAAUAGAAUUAGGCGAAAGGCUGCGUUUUAGAAAUGUGUUAUUACUUAUUCUGGAUGCUCAUAAGGAAUUAUUGGAAGAACGACUUAAUAGUAGAGUCGCAAAAAUGAUCGAAAAAGGAUUGAGGAAUGAAGUUGAAAACUUUUAUGAGCAGUACCGCCAUUGUCUCACAGCUCAUGGAGUGGCUCAAUCGAUUGCAGUAAAGGAAUUCCAUGAUUAUCUACAGCUAACUCCGGAUAAGCGGCACACGGAAUUGGGUGAUAAAUUGUUCAAUGAAGGUUGUGAAGCUCUGAAACUGCACACACGGCAGUAUUCACGAAGGCAACGGCGAUGGAUUAAGCGACAUUUGCUUGGAGGAAGUACUUUAAUAGAGUCGACGAAUAUAGCGUUUUUUGACACUUCGAAGAAUUUUUAUGAUGUUGUAUUGCCUAAUGUGUUGAAUAGAAUCGAUCAAUUCCUAAAUAUUAUUAAUGACGAUAUUUUUCCAAAGCGAGCCAAUGCUGAAAGAAAGGAGCCCUUUACAAUCGAUUUUGAUUACAGAAAGUUGGCAAACCAAGUUUAUUAUUGUGAAACGUGUAAAAUUGAUGUACACGGUACGAUGAACUGGGAAGCACACUUGAGAGGCAAAAAACAUCGGAGAGUGCUCAGUACAGUAACAGACACAUGA
Cercopithifilaria johnstoni is the source of this 1305-nucleotide messenger RNA. Lineage: Eukaryota; Metazoa; Nematoda; Chromadorea; Rhabditida; Onchocercidae. The record is from the annotation of a GenBank genome assembly.